Molecule: messenger RNA, 2240 nt
Organism: Perca flavescens (yellow perch)
Lineage: Eukaryota; Metazoa; Chordata; Actinopteri; Perciformes; Percidae
Gene: calm3a
Product: calmodulin 3a (phosphorylase kinase, delta)
Exons: 6
Coding region: 175-624 (149 amino acids)
Cellular component (GO): myosin II complex
Molecular function (GO): calcium ion binding
Source: RefSeq, a predicted model, not a curated record
CUCUGGUGCAACGUAAGGAUACAGUCUCCACAGAUAUACCGAACCAUAUGUUGUAAUAAAGCGUGAUAUCAUUUAAGUACUUCAUCAGAGUAACGGUCUUCUAAGUAAGGUCAAUACAAAACCUUACAUUGGGCGUUUUUUCAUCUUCACGGAGCUUGAAACGUCAAAGGGACAAUGGCUGAUCAGCUGACUGAGGAGCAGAUUGCUGAGUUCAAGGAGGCGUUCUCGCUGUUUGACAAGGAUGGUGAUGGUACAAUCACUACCAAGGAGCUUGGGACUGUGAUGCGCUCUCUGGGACAGAACCCCACUGAGGCUGAGCUGCAGGACAUGAUCAAUGAGGUGGAUGCAGAUGGUAAUGGUACAAUUGACUUUCCUGAGUUCCUGACUAUGAUGGCCAGGAAGAUGAAAGAUACGGACAGUGAGGAGGAGAUCAGGGAAGCGUUCAGAGUCUUUGACAAGGAUGGGAACGGCUACAUCAGUGCAGCCGAGCUACGGCACGUCAUGACCAACUUGGGGGAGAAGCUCACUGAUGAGGAGGUGGACGAGAUGAUCCGCGAGGCUGACAUUGAUGGCGAUGGUCAAGUCAACUACGAGGAGUUUGUCCAAAUGAUGACUGCCAAGUGAAGAGAACCCUGAAAUUUCUCUCAAAGUUGCUUGUCCUCCUAAGAUCACUGUCUUUAAGAACCAAAAAAGGAACGAUUGUCAAACGAUAAACAACCCCCCAAUCACUUAUUUGUGGAAUUCAACAAUUUGUGCUUCAGUACAUCCAAAAACUUCUAAGGUAUCUGUUUAGCAAACACCAACAGAGUAAUCCCUAGAGAAGUUAAUGGACCAAGCUUUAAGAGGGCCGAAGCCCCGUCUUCAGACCAAGAUUCUGCUGAGUCACUCGGCUCCCGAUUUUUAAAUUUAGAGGAAAGAGCAACACUGAAAAGGCAGAGGGAUAGGAACCCAUGCUGCAGUUGGUAUAGAGAAGUUGGCUUUUUAAUGAUUUCCAAUAUUCAACAAAGAACUCUAAAUACUGAAUUGAGUACUCUUCUUGCAUGCAUCCUUUCUGUGGCGGUCUCCUGUCACGACAAGGAGGCUCUGAUCCCAUCAGAGGUAGUGGUCAGACUGUGUACACACUGGAGGUAUAUACAUUACUCUAUAGCUAUAUAUCCGUUAAAUUUGUGUCACUAUUGGUUAUUGCAAGAGCAUAUAGUUGCGAUGUCGGGCGUUCACUGGUGCUCGGUUGCAGUCCUUAUACCUUGAAGACUUGAGACAAGAACGAGAGACUGAAAAGUGCUGAUGGUGUAUUCCUCUUGGGGAUGAUAUUGUCUUCUUUUGAGUCGUGGGCAUUACAUUGCCUGCAGCCCUGUUGGGAGACAGUAGUAUGUUGUAUUGCUCCAGGUGGAUUAUUGUGAAAACAACACUUGAGGACUGCAGUUAUUAUAGUUGUUCUGCAAUCUGAUAUCCUGAUGAUACAAUAUUGAUGUAAUGCUUUAUAAAUGUGUUCUCAAAUAUUAAUGUAUUGAUGACAAACUUUGGUCACCAAAUAUAUAUCGUAAAGUUUGCAUUGCCUAUUGAUGUAGUAAAUGACCUGUGACAUGUUUUCUCUUUGGUUUUGAAAUGUGCCAUAAUACUCUAAAACGCCUCAACCUUCUUGCAAGACUCGUAGUUCAUUAGAAUAUAAUAAAUCUACUUAAUAUAAUAACAUAAAAAUACAAGCAGUUGAACAUAUUUGCACUUUGGUAUAAACCACAUGAAUAUUAAAAAGGUUUUGUUUUAAAAGAAGAAAAAGAAACCAAAUGUCACUGUUGCUGCUGCUGUAACAACUGCUACACUCUCAUUUCUCGUCCUUGUUGGUGUCUGAUCUUUGAUUUCUAGUCCGGUGAUUCAAACUUCAAUCUGCUUGCUGUUUUACUCAACAGAAUACAUGUAUAUUCACAAAAGCUACUGGUGGUAGGGGUGGUGUGUUUUAAUUUGGGCUUUUAGAAUGGGACUUUCAGAUAGGGAUGAAAUGAGGUUGUAGCAAAGAAUUCAACUUUAGAAGUGAGAUCGUUCAGGUGUUUGAACAGUUUGGCUAAAUUUGCGAAGCGGAGGUAUCUUGCGAUUUCCUCAAGGCACGGAACUUAAAUACUGCUCUGCUUGAGGCGUUUAAUUUGGAUGUCGGGAAGUAAAUGGACUGUAAACUUCUGAAGGUAUCUCAGAAAUGUAAAGAUGUGAUAUAUUUUCCAUAAAUCAAUAAAUUGAGCUGUACUUCA